Messenger RNA from Osmerus eperlanus (European smelt), 3236 nucleotides. RefSeq names its product diacylglycerol kinase delta. Lineage: Eukaryota; Metazoa; Chordata; Actinopteri; Osmeriformes; Osmeridae. Bases 69 to 719 code for a protein of 216 amino acids. The transcript is spliced from 7 exons. The record is from RefSeq and is a predicted model, not a curated record.
AGGUGGAUGGGGAGGCCUGGGUCCAGCCUCCUGGCAUCGUCCAGAUCUCUCACAAGAACCGAGCUCAGAUGCUCACCAGGGACCGGGCGUUUGAGAGCACGCUGAAGUCUUGGGAGGACAAGAGGAAGGUGGACAGCUCGUCCCGACCGCGCCUCAACUCUCAGCAGUCCAUGGAGUACCUGACGGAGGAGGAGGGUGCUCAGGUGCAGCAGCUGGGCAUGGUGGCUGACUCCCUCAUCAGCAGGAUUCGUGAGGCAGCUAAGAGCCACAAGCUGGUGGAGCAGGAGUUAGCUCACGCUGUGAACGCCACCGCCCUGGUCCUCACGGAGGCCUUCCCUUCCAAACCUUCCAGCCCAGAGUGUCUGAGUCGCAGCACGGCGGUGGAGAUGGUGAACAGCAGCAAGGUUCUACAGGCAGAGACCAGGGUGCUGCUGGAGGGGAAACUGCUGUCUGACUCCCCAGAGGAGGAGGGGCUUCUGGCCACGCUCAACAGUCUGAGCUCGGAGCUUCACAAGCUGGAAGACAUCCACUGGAUCUGUCCCAGCAUGCACUGCUCUGCCGAGGAGUCCGAGGAGGUGAGGGUGAGUGGGAAGACCAGUAUAAAACUAAAGAUAAUGCCCAAGGUCAAGAAGGAGAGAGAGAAGCUCCACAAGCAGAAAUCCAACAGCUCUCUGUCGGGAGCUUGGGGGACGUGCGAGAUGGAACCUUCAGCCAAUUAAGGACACUUUACGGGCAGCUUUAACGACCCGUCACCAUCGGCAACCAGGGAUGAUGGUGACGGGUGUGUGGAGGGGGGCAGGGGGUUGGGGAGACACCCUCCGCCCCUCCACCCCUCUUUCCCCCCUACAGAGGAGUGAACAGCCCCCCCCCCCCCCUUCGAGGUCUGAGAGGUUGUUUUGUCGCCCUGUGAUGGGGGCUUUGCCAGUUGGAGCAGCCAAUCGGGGGACGUCGGAGGGGGAAAGAAAUUGUGGUAUCCUGGCAACUGUUGUUUUUGUGUUUACCUGCUGGUCUCCUUUGUGAGAACAAGGAUUUCGUUAUUAUUAUUAUCAUUAUCUUAGCUACAGAUAGUUUUUCUUCACUUAUUCGAUCCCUUUUCCUUGUUUUUUCUCUCUUUCUACUUUGUGUUCUGUACCUAUUAACGGCCUUGGGAUACUCGCUGGAAAAUAUCGUUUUACUUGAUAACAUUUGAAGUUUCGAAACUAACUCUUGAAAUGUUAGUGUAUUGCCAUAUGAACAACAAAACAACAGCAAAAAAAAGAGAAUCAUAAACAAACGUAAACAAGAUACGUGACAUCACUGUCGUCACCUAGGAAACUGGAGAACUCUACGUUUAUGAUAAUAUGUGCAAAAAAAUAUUAUUGAACAUGUUCAUGAAUGUACCUAUGUGGACUGUACUUCCUCUGAUGUGAAUAUUAAUAUGUUUCCAAUAACAAUGGUUCUGUUGUGGUUCUAACAUGGUUCUAAUGUGUGGUUCUAAAGUGGUUCUCAAUUGGCCUUGGUUCUGUGAGGCUUCCCAGCCACAGUAUGUGUCAACAAAGCCAAUAUUAUACUGUAGAUGUUUGUUCAGUGUGUACCUGCAUGGCUUCCAUACUUAUCAUCUGGAAGAGUAGUGGGGCUUUCCUGCCCAGAAGCUAGUCCCCUAUUGGUCCACACCUGAGCUCUACCAAUGGAGAGUUGUGGCAAGCAAAUACUUCCUGGUAGAGUAGAAACCUUUUCAAACCCACAUUGCUAGGCAACAACCAGACAGGAAGUAGUGGUCCCUAGGAAGUCCCAGGUUAGUGAUCCGAGGCAGAAGGAUCCUCCAGUUUUGAAUGGAAAUGGAAAAAAAAGAUGUUGCCUCUCCUGAAACCAGUUAGUGUUAGCGUCUGUGCUCAGACUGAUCAUUUGAGGUAGCCUUUGCCCUCCCUAGCUGUGUAGAGUAAUAAGAACUGCCCUAAGGUCUGCUGUGUGUGUGUGUGUGUGUUUCUCUGGUAAAUUAGUGCUAAAAUAUAGUGUGCCAGAUAGCCAGCUAGCCUUUACGCUAGCUAGCCUUACCUAAACGCUUGAGUGUUCUUUAUUUGUGACACGUUUGCUCAGUGGUUUUUAAAUAUGACGUACCGGGAUGUGUGUGUGCGUGUGUGUGUGAGAGAGAGAGCGUGCGUGUGACAUUUCAAAAGCGUUUACUGUCUUGCCUUGCACUUUACAAGAAGCUAACUUAACAAAACGUGUAAAGUUACUUGACAAAGUGUUUUGGUUAUUGAUUUGACAACAGCCACUUCUCAUAUUUAUUGCAAAUGUAUAGAGAUGUGCUAUCGUGUAGGCUAAUAUAUAAAUAUAUACACCUAAACCAAACAUAAAAUGUUAAAUAUAUCUAUAUACAGUAUCACAUAUAUACUGUAUCCAGUAUAAACAGUUGUUUAUUUUUCAAAGGGGUUUGCGGUACAGAAGCUUUUUUUUCCUAUCGUGAUGAACUCGCCCAACGUUAUUUCCCAAACGUCACUGCAAUGUCAUCACAACCUCCAACGUCAGGAAAUAACAAUACGUUGAUGCCGAAGUACUGGACACUGAACACACACACACACACACACGUACUUGCCACGCGCCCUAAAGCGAUACGAAGACGAAGCAACGCGGAUUGAAGCGCCACGAGAAAACAGACACGCAGGUGUUCAUAAAGCUGUGAUUGUCGAGGCUCACCCUCAUCACCCUCCCCCUUUUUAAUGGUGAAUUUGUGGAAGCAACUCACUUGGACUGUUGAACGCACCCCUGUGCUGGCCUGACCUGCAGCAAGCUGACAGAGCUGGACUAAGUGUUGCACGCAUUCUUGUUUUCAAAGAUGAUGUUCAUAUAAUAUUGUGCUGUUUAAUCCGUGUGUGGAGUGUAACGGCAAAUCUAACCUUUUCGGGGCUAAAAAUGACCAAUUUAAUCUUAAAUGUCAAAAAUGUUGUGCUGGGAUAAGCAGUGCAGCAGGAGGUUACUUGGUGAGUCGUGUGAGUCGAUUGUGUGAAUGAAUCAUAUGAAUCAUGAGUCAUUUAUCACCCGCUGGGCUGGAUAGAUGAUUCUUCUUCUUGUUGCCAAAUGGCUCCUUAGAGAGUUCGACCAUGUUUACUUCAGAGAAUAUGACUCAGAGAUUAUUGUUCUGGAAAGGCAUGACAGAAUUAGGUAAAGCGAGAAAGGAGAGAGAUAGAAAAAGCUAAAUAUUGAGAAAGAUCACUGGGUCUGAGUCCAGAAACACAAAAAUAAAGUGUAUCUGUCCA